Megalobrama amblycephala (Wuchang bream) is the source of this 2499-nucleotide messenger RNA. RefSeq names its product SHH signaling and ciliogenesis regulator sdccag8 (gene sdccag8). Gene Ontology annotation, cellular component: centriole; centrosome. Lineage: Eukaryota; Metazoa; Chordata; Actinopteri; Cypriniformes; Xenocyprididae. The record is from RefSeq and is a predicted model, not a curated record. Gene Ontology annotation, biological process: tube formation; centrosome cycle; establishment of cell polarity.
GUUUACGGAAGAGCACUUCUGCCAUGCAACCGUUGACGUCUUUUUGGACGUCGUUCAUUGACAAGAUACUAGUCUACACUUUCAGUAACACUGAGCCUGAGAAAUUGUGUGGAAUAUUCACAAACAUUAUUGACUUUAUUACGCGUUUCAGGCAACAAUGAAACCGUCCUUGGACUCAGACGAGGAGGAGGAAUUAGGAGCAUUACAGAAGACAUUGAGAGAGCGAGCCAACCGCAGUAUCCAGCACCUCUCAAGCAUGUUGGCCAGCCACAGCUCUGACUCUGAGUCUUCAGAACCAAAGCAACAGCAGGAGAUGCUCAGUCUGCAAAACCCCUGUAUGCCAAUUCAACAGAGUGAAGCAGUCAAUCAGCUGCGUUCCUUGCUUCAAAAGCAGUCCAAAGAUUCAAAUGUUCAAUUACUUUCUCCUUCUAAGAGGAAAUUGGCAGGAAAGCAAAAAAUCACAGAUGAGGGCAGUAGUAGUCUGCCUGGUGUUCACGACUUGGUUCCCAUCAUCCACAAUCAAUCUGAGUACAUUCAGCACCUGGAGGCUGAGGUCAAGUUCUGCAAGGAUGAACUCCUUGGAAUGAAACAGAGAGUAAGAGUGGUAAUCGUGGAGAAUGAGAAGCUACAUGAGGAGCUUAAAGCAAAGGCGGUUGAAGACACUCUUAAAGAAUACACAUUUGUAGACAGCACGUUAAACAUGGAGCACACACCAGAAAAGACUUCAAAGCAAAGAUUUGGCUCCAUUAAUCAAGCUGAGGACCACAAGUGGAAGAAAGAAAUGGAGCAGCUGAAGUGUCUCUAUCAAGCACAAACUGAGACCCUGGAGGCUCAAGUGGUUUCCCUGAAGAAAGACUUGGCGAGCAUUCAGAAGGAAUAUGAGGAAACGAAAGAACGACUGAGGCACAAAGAAGCGAUGGCUGUGGCGGCGGGCAGUGGUCAGCAUGUGGGUGGUCUGUGUCUGAAGUGUGCCCAACAUGAAGCAGUCCUGGCAGAGACGCACUCCAAUGUCCAUGUACAGAGCAUUGAAAGACUCACUAAAGAGCGGGAUGAGCUGAUGACCGUGCUCUGCUCUCUAAGGGCCAGUCAGACUGAGGCCCAGCAGAGAGAGUGGGCAGCCUAUCAGCAGGUCAAACAGGCAGUGGAGAUGGCAGAAGAGGCAAACCUGGAGAAGACAAGAGCUCUGGUGCAGUGUGAGCACUUCCACAAUGAGCUGACUAGACAGCGGGAGAGGCUGGAGAGAGAGCUGGCAUCUGAACAGGAGAAGAUCUCCCAGGCCAGGGAGGCAGCGCGUUCAGAGAGCAAGAAAGAGAAAGAAGAGCUUGCCCAGACUGUGACCAGCCUGUCUCAGAGAGUGGCUGAAUUGGAGGGUCUGCAGGAGAGGGGAGAGAGAGACCGGAACUCACUCAAUGGCCAGCUGGAGGAAGCUUAUAAAAAGCUCACCGCACAGGAAAUGGACGGCAGCAAGGUAAAGCCCACUCUGCGUUUUCUGUUGAGCCAGGCCCAGCUUGUGUCAGGCCAACUAUGUGCAGACGUUUUUUUUAAUGCCAAAGUGAAUAAUCGCUUGGUCUCUCUCUCCUCCAGGCAGGAAGUACAGAAGUUGGGUGUGGAGCUGAGCGGUUACCGGCAGCGUUUGGAAGAAGGGCAGAGGAGCCCGGGCAGAGCCGGCCUGGCUGAGACGCGAGGCCAACUGCACCUCACCAGGCAGGAGAAGGAGGCGGUAGAGCGCUGCUGUGGCGAGGACAUGGCCGCUCUGACCUUCCAGGCACAGCGGCGCGAACGUGAGCUGACACAGACGCUCCAGCAAAUGGAAGCGCAGCACGAGAGGAGUGUCAGGGAAACAGACACUCUGCUGAGUGCUCAGAACAGCCUGAUUGGGAAACUGAAGGAGGAGUGUCAGACACUUGGAGCAAAGCUGGAGGAACUGGCCCAGAGCAGCAGAGCGGAGAUAGAGCAGUUGUCUCUGGAGAGAGAGCACCUGCAGGAGAGCGCUGAGAAACUGCGAGGUCGCUGUGAGGAGAUGGAGGAGCAGUGUGUGCAGCAUGGCAGGAUGCACCAGCGUAUGAAGCAGAGACUGCAGCAGCUGGACCAUCACUGUCAGGCCAGCUCUCAGCAGGUGCUGCAGCUCCUCAGCAGACAGAAGCAGCUCGUGCAGGAGCGCCAGCAGCUCGCGCAGGACAUGCACAACCUGCAAGUCCAGACAUGCUGAGCCACGGGAAUGCAGGUUCAAAUCAAUCCAUUUCAUAUCUUGAUCAGUUUCUUUUGUCAUAAUACUUUAUCUUUUUUUCUUUUAUUAUUAACUUAUUGUAUAACAUAUGUGCUGUAUAACUGUUGUUUAUAAAUUCUGGUUUUAUUAUAUUGUUAUUUAUUUUUCUCCUUUUUUAUGCCUAAUAGCAUCUGUCAAAGGGACUACCAAUUUACAUUCAUGAAUGUUGAUUAAAGUACAUUGUUGUUGUUUUUUUGUUUGUUUUUUUAAAUAAAAAAAUAUAUAUAUUGUCA